Molecule: messenger RNA, 831 nt
Organism: Stylonychia lemnae
Lineage: Eukaryota; Ciliophora; Spirotrichea; Sporadotrichida; Oxytrichidae
Source: the annotation of a GenBank genome assembly
AUGAACUAAUAAAACCCAGGAGCCGCAUUCGCAUAACCAACUAACAAUUAUAACAAUCAACCAGAUUAUCCAAAUUCUGCUCAACAUUAGCAGUAAUAAGAUUUAAACAACCAAAAUUUCUAAAAUAUGCCAAUUGAGGCACAACAGAAUCUUUACAAGAGACAUGCUUCUCUUGAGGAAUUGGAAGAUCGUCUUGGGUUUAUUAGAAAGGUAUACGGUAUUCUGUGUGCUUAGCUUCUAGUAACAGUUGGAAUGUGCUGCAUCCCUGUCUAUAAUGAACCCACCAGAUUGUGGUUAGACCAAAACAAAGGAAUUCUGGCUAUACCUCUUGUACUCAUGAUUACUGCUUUGUGCUUUAUUGUUUGCUGGAAAAAGGCAGCCAGAACUGUACCCUGGAACUAUUUAUUGCUCUUAAUAUUCACUCUAUCUAUGGGAUACAUAGUGAUGUUUAUUACCUCUCAAUAUGAGCCGAAAUCAGUCCUAGCAGCUGCUGCUAUAACUUUUGCUGUGGUAUUUGGGUUGACUCUAUAUGUUUAUAAUGCUAAAGAGGAAAUUGAUUACUCUUCAGCGGGUUGCACCAUAAUUUCUUGUGCUCUUUCAAUGGCUUGCUUUAUGAUGAUCUUCUCCGACAUUAAUAGAAACUCUACCGCUUAUUGCAUGUUUGGCGCUAUUAUGUUUGGAUUUUACAUUGUAUAUGACACUCAUUUGAUUGUUGGUGGAGGGCAUUAUGAACUAGACUCUGAUGAUUACAUUAUUGCAGCAAUGAUCAUCUAUAUGGACAUUAUCAACUUGUUCUUGCAUAUUUUAAGAUUGAUCGGUGAUAAAAAAUGA